AUGACUGCAAGCCCUAGAGAUAAGCCUGAGCAAACGAGCUCCUAUGAAGAAUCCGCGGAUGAUAAGGACUGGGACCCUGAUGACUUGAUUGACACGGCGACCUUUGACCAGCUCUUGGAUAUGGAUGACGAGGAUGAUCAUGAAUUUUCAUACGGCAUUGUAGUCAAUUACUUUGAGCAAGCGGAGUCGACGUUCAAGGACAUGGAUACGGCACUUGAAAAGCGAGAUUUGUCAAAGUUGUCAGACUUGGGUCAUUUUCUCAAGGGAAGUUCAGCAGCCAUUGGAUUGAAAAAGGUCAAGGCAACGUGUGAAAAGAUUCAAAAUAUUGGCAACUGCCAAGAUGAGGUCGGGACCAGUGCAUUGGACGAGGGCGAAGCAUUGAAAAUGAUCACCCAAAUCCUACCGCGUGUCAAGGAAGAAUAUUCUGAAGCUGAACAGUACUUGAGAAGCUUUUAUGAAGAACAAGAUACUCGAUAA
Lichtheimia ornata is the source of this 477-nucleotide messenger RNA. RefSeq lists its product as uncharacterized. Gene Ontology annotation, molecular function: protein histidine kinase binding; histidine phosphotransfer kinase activity. The transcript has 3 exons. Gene Ontology annotation, cellular component: cytoplasm; nucleus. NCBI's taxonomy places the organism in Eukaryota, Fungi, Mucoromycota, Mucoromycetes, Mucorales, Lichtheimiaceae. The coding region runs from base 1 to 477 and encodes 158 amino acids. The record is from RefSeq and is a predicted model, not a curated record. Gene Ontology annotation, biological process: phosphorelay signal transduction system; phosphorylation.